GGCUCUCUAAGGUGGUUGCUCCGGGAAAUCAGGGCCCUGGCGUCUCCACUUCUCCCACAAUCAGCGGGAUAGUAGGAGAUAGAGUCGCCGACAACUGGAGCCGAAGCUGGGUCAAGUUUGCUGUGAGACCCGAAGGCGAUGGAGGCGGGAGAAGGAAAAGAACGUUUUCGGAAACAAAGGCAAGUCUUGAUAUUCUUUAUUUUGCUGGGCAUAGCUCAGGUUGCUUCCAAGCCUAAGCAGUACUCAGUGGCAGAGGAAAUGGAGAGUGGCUCCUUUGUGGCCAAUUUGUUAAAAGACCUGGGGCUGGAGGUAAAUGACUUAGCUGCGCGGGGGGCUCGGGUCGUUUCCAAAGGGAAAAAAAUGCGUUUGCAGUUUGAUAGGCAGACAGGGGAUUUGUUGUUAAAUGAGAAACUGGACCGGGAGGAGCUGUGCGGCCUUGCCGAGCCCUGUGUGCUACCUUUCCAGGUACUAUUGGAAAAUCCCUUGCAGUUUUUUCAGGCCGAGCUACGGAUUAGAGAUAUAAAUGAUCAUUCCCCAGUUUUCCUAGACAAAGAAAUAAUUUUGAAAAUUUCAGAAAGUAUCACUCCCGGAACUACUUUCCUAAUAGAACGUGCCCAGGACUUAGAUGUGGGAAGCAACAGUCUCCAAAGUUACACAGUCAGCCCCAAUUCCCACUUCCAUCUUAAAUUACAAGACAGUUCCGACGGCAUAUUACCACAGCUGGUGCUGGACAAAGCACUGGAUCGAGAGGAACAGGCUGAGAUCAGGUUAACUCUCACUGCGCUGGAUGGCGGGACUCCACCCAGGUCUGGCACUGCCCUGGUCCGCGUUGAAGUCUUAGACAUCAAUGAUAAUGCGCCCGAGUUUGCAAAGCUGCUCUAUGAAGUACAAGUUUUGGAAAACAGCCCCAUUGGGUUCCAGGUUGCCGUAGUCUCUGCUAGAGAUUUGGAUGUUGGAGCCUAUGGAGAAAUAUCUUAUGUAUUUUCCCAAGCCUCUGAAGAUAUUCGCAAAACUUUUCAAAUAAAUGCAAAGUCAGGAGAACUCCUUUUAACACAGAAACUGGAUUUCGAAUCUAUUCAGACUUAUACAUUAAAUAUUCAGGCGACAGACGGUGGAGGCCUAUCUGGAAGUUGUGUGGUGUUUGUUCAAGUGAUAGAUUUGAAUGACAACCCACCAGAACUGACUAUGUCAACACUUAUCGAUCACAUCCCAGAAAACUUGCAGGAGACCAUAAUUGCUGUAUUCAGUGUUUCAGAUCCUGACUCAGGAGACAAUGGAAGAAUGGUUUGCUCGAUUGAAGAUAAUCUUCCUUUCUUCCUUAAACCGUCUGUUGAGAAUUUUUACACCCUAAUGACAAACACACCUCUGGACCGAGAGAGCAAAUCCGAGUACAACAUCACCAUCACCGUCACUGACUUGGGGACCCCCAGGCUGAAAACGCAACACAACAUAACCGUGACGGUCUCCGACGUCAACGACAACGCCCCCGCCUUCAGCCAAACCACCUACACCCUGCGGGUCCGUUGGAAGGUAAAAGACUGCGGGAAGAACACGGCCAAAAGCACAAUGGAGGCCAGAAGGGAGCGCUUUCUUAAACAAAGGCAAGUCCUAUUUCUCUUUGUUUUUCUGGGUGGGUCUCUGGCUGGAUCUGAGUCGAGACGCUACUCUGUGGAUGAGGAAACAGAGAGGGGCUUUUUAAUAGCCAAUAUAGUAAAUGAUCUAGGGCUAGGGGAAGGGGAACUGGCUGUGAGGGGAGCCCAAGUUGUGUCUAAAGGAAACAAACAGCGUUUUCAGCUUAACCACCAGACUGGCGAUUUGCUCCUGCAUGAGAAAUUGGACCGGGAAGAGCUAUGUGGCCCCACAGAUCCAUGUAUACUGCAUUUUCAGAUAUUACUGCAAAAACCUUUGCAGUUUAUUACAAUUGAGCUUGAGGUCAUAGAUGUAAAUGACCAUUCUCCGGUAUUCUUUGAAAAUGAAGUGCAGCUGAAACUCUUGGAAAACACGCCACCAGGAACCACGAUUCCUUUGGGAAAUGCUGAGGACUUGGAUGACUUUGACAUAGGUAGCAACACUGUACAGAACUACACAAUCAGCCCCAAUUCCCAUUUUCAUGUUGUCACUCAUAAUCGCGGAGAUGGCAGAAAAUACCCAGAGCUCAUGCUGGACAAAGCGCUGGACCGGGAGGAGCAGGCUGAACUCACUUUAACCCUUACGGCGCUGGAUGGAGGGGAUCCGCCCAGGUCCGGGACCACUGUAGUCCGCAUUGAAGUUGUGGACAUCAAUGAUAAUGCUCCUGAAUUUUUACAGUCGCUCUAUGAGGUACAGGUCCCUGAGAACAGUCCCCCAAACUCCUUAGUUGUAGCUGUCUCUGCCCAAGAUUUAGAUGCGGGAACAAAUGGGAACGUCCGCUAUACUCUAUUCCAAGGUAAUCAAGUUACUCAGCCAUUUGUAAUAGACGAAAUAACAGGAGAAAUUCGUCUGAGUAAGGCUUUGGAUUUUGAGACAAUUCGAUACUAUAACGUGGAAAUUGCAGGCACAGAUGGUGGGGGCCUUUCAGGAAAAUGCACUGUAGCUAUAGAAGUUGUGGAUGUGAAUGACAACGCCCCUGAACUGACCAUGUCAACGCUCACAAGCUCCACCCCAGAAAACUCCCCAGAGACUGUAGUUGCUGUUUUCAGUGUAUCUGAUCCAGAUUCCGGGGACAACGGUAGGAUGGUUUGUUCCAUCCAGAACGACCUUCCCUUUCUCUUGAAAGCCACGUUCAAGAACUUUUACACCCUGGUUACAGAAAGACCAUUGGACAGAGAAAGCCAAUCUCAGUACAACAUCACCAUCACCGUCACUGACUUGGGGACUCCCAGGCUGAAAACGCAACACAACAUAACCGUGACGGUCUCCGACGUCAACGACAACGCCCCCGCCUUCAGCCAAACCACCUACACCCUGCGGGUCCGCGAGAACAACAGCCCCGCGCUGCACAUCGGCAGCGUCAGCGCCACAGACAGCGACGCGGGCGCCAACGCCCAGGUCACCUACUCGCUGCUGCCGCCCCAGGACCUGGUCAUCGCCUUGGCGUCCGUGUCGUCGCUCUUCCUGUUCUCGGUGCUGGUGUUCGUGGCGGUGCGGCUGUGCAGGCGGAGCCGGGCGGCGUCGGCGGGCCGCUGCCCGGUGCCCGAGAGCCACUUUCCGGGCCACCUGGUGGACGUCAGCGGCACGGGGACGCUGUCCCAGAGCUACCAGUACGAGGUGUGUCUGCGGGGAGGAUCUGGGACCAGUGAGUUCAAAUUCUUGAAGCCUAUUAUCCCCAAAUUUCCGCCCCAGGGCACUGGUGAAGAAAUAGAGGAAAACGCCACUUUCCGGAAUAGCUUUGGAUUCAGUUAGGGAUCUGAUCACAAUGCCGUGAGUUUUGUCAUUUAUCUCUAAUUUCCCCAAACACCGAGUUUGAGAGCAUCAUGGAGAAAAAUCCUACCUUCAGGUAUGAUUUCCCUGAAUUUAUCCUUUUCAACUUUAUCUUGCCCAAUUUUGGAAAAACAUUUCUGUCUCACUGCAUCUAUGUACACACAAUGACAUUUCAAAUCUAUGCAUGUUAUUGUUUCCCUGAAAUGUUUGCUUUGGAUGGCAUUUGUCAGGAUAAGCUGUCUUAAUGAAAUGAAAUACGGUUUUUCUUUUUAUUCUAUCCAUUCUGUUUCAUCACACUCUAAGUACUUUUGAUGCUAAAUAGCAAAAAUAAAAAAUUUUUAAUUUAGUUUUUGAAGGAA
Molecule: messenger RNA, 3758 nt
Organism: Suricata suricatta (meerkat)
Lineage: Eukaryota; Metazoa; Chordata; Mammalia; Carnivora; Herpestidae
Product: protocadherin beta-2-like
Exons: 4
Coding region: 139-3381 (1080 amino acids)
Biological process (GO): homophilic cell-cell adhesion
Cellular component (GO): plasma membrane
Molecular function (GO): calcium ion binding
Source: RefSeq, a predicted model, not a curated record